Volvox carteri f. nagariensis is the source of this 3510-nucleotide messenger RNA. RefSeq lists its product as uncharacterized. NCBI's taxonomy places the organism in Eukaryota, Viridiplantae, Chlorophyta, Chlorophyceae, Chlamydomonadales, Volvocaceae. The transcript has 24 exons. Gene Ontology annotation, molecular function: transmembrane transporter activity. The coding region runs from base 1 to 3510 and encodes 1169 amino acids. The record is from RefSeq and is a predicted model, not a curated record. Gene Ontology annotation, biological process: polyketide metabolic process.
AUGUUUGUCCAUUCUAGUGCUUUGGAAGUACCAUGGGAACAGAGGACAGGCCUCGCCAUUAUCUUCCCCAUCACCCCCACCCUCAUGACCAACGGCUUCGCCUCCCUCGCCGCCGGACACCGUGUGGACUGUACGGCAUUCUCCCCCGCCGACUCCCCCCGCGAGUGCGUGGACGCGCACGGCACCGUGGUGAUGUGGAUGAGCUGGACCAACUUCAUCUCCUCCUCACUCUUGACGUUCUUGUGCGCCCCCUUCGUGGGUCAGCUCAGUGACCGAAUCGGCCGGAAGCCCUUCAUGCUGAUCGGCGUGGGGCUUAUGUUCCUGCCACUGCUGGUAAUCCUGCUGCACCUACAUGAUGUUCUGCCGAUAUAUUGGUACUAUCCCGCCUCUGCCGUUGGUGGUGCCGUAUCUUCCUUCACCAUGACUCUCACCUCAGUGGCGGACCUCAUGGAGCAAAAACACAGCGCCGCCAGCAGCGACGGCGCCGCCAGCAGUGCCACUUCUGGGGCCGACGGCGGCGGCGGAAGGUUGGCGGGACUGUCCAGCGGCUUUGCCGUAAUUCGCCACUCGCCCUUCUAUCGCCGCAUCGCCUUAAUCUGGGUCGUCGUGUCGAUGACGUGGGAGGGCGCGGGGGAGUUAUUAAUGCAGUACUUGCAGUACAAGUUGGGGUACAACACCACUGAUCAGGCCCACGUGCUGACCGUCCUGGCCUCGGGGGGCUUGGUCGUGAAGCUGGGUUUCCUUGCCUUCCUGGUCCGCUGGCUGGGAGAGCGCCGUCUUCUUGCGUUCGGCCUGGCCGCCUACGCCGCCGAGUGCCUGGCGCUGGCGGCGGCGCCCACCAAGGCUGCGGGGCUGGCGGCGGUGUCGAUAGGAUCGUUGAGUUCGACUGCGGGUGUAGACCCGCACCACCAGGGGGCGGUGUUCGGGGCGCUGCAGGCCAUCAGCUCCAUGGCCUCAGGUCUGGGACCCCUGCUGUUCGCCUCAGUGUUCGCCCAGGUCACCCGCGCCCCCCCACCACCAGGCGACCCGCGGCCCCCCAACCCCCUGGCCCACAUGCCGGGCCUGGUGUGGUACCUGGCGGCAGCGAUGACGGCAGUGGCCAUCGCACUCGCGCUCAGCCUGCCGGAGCAGCUUCCCGGUCGGGGACUCCGCGGCAAAAAGGGCCCACACGCAAGAGCUGCAAAGCCGCAGCGACAGCAAUCCGCCGCUGCAGGGGCACCUCACUCGCCGCAGGCGGCAGCCGGAGAGGACUCCUGGACACCCGUGGAUGCGCCCCCACCUGCCACACCGGACGGCUACAAGCCCAUCGUCACUGCCGUACUGUCCUGCACCCCCCAAGAGCUGUACGGCAUUUUGUUCUCCAGCUCCGGAACCGAACUUUUCCUGAGGCAGCACAGGGAGAUUGGCGGGCAGUGGGACGUGGUGGCCACGGCGUGGCGGCGCGCGCCGACGGCCGCAGUGUCGAUCGGUACGGCGGCGGGGAAGGAUGCCGAGGGCAGUACGGCAAGCGCGGCGGUGGCGGCGGCGGACGGCAGUUUGCUGGGUCCACAGAGCGUGUUCGAAUGGGUGCUCGGCAAGCCAGGCUCCGGCGGCGCCACGUUCACCCGGCUGCUGACGUUCUGGAACCCUCGAAAGCCGCCCAGCAGCACCGACACGCGGUGCGUCCAGCGGCAGCAGUUCUGCGUGUACGAGGGCGGGAUGUUGCUGUUCGCCACCGCCAUGAACAUGCUGGACAUACCCUUCAAGGAGUGCUUCACGGUCAAUUCCCUUUGGCGCACUAAACCAGGGGCACGGCCUGGCACCACCGAGCUUACCAUCCAUAUGAAAGUUCACUUUGUGAAACGCGCGAUGGGGGUUGGUGGCAUCAUCUCCGCCACCACCAUCCGGGACUCCACCUCCUUCUACAACGCCUUCAUCGCCAACGUAGAGACCCACAUCAAGGCAAUACGCCAGCAGGCCGCAGCGCCCCUGCCAAAACCGCUGCCCGUGUCGGCGCCCGUCGGCGGUUCCGUCCCCGGUACCCCCCGCCGCUCCCGCAGUGCCGCCGCCGCCGCCGCCGCCGCGGGGGGGAUAGCGCCACAGGCCCCGACUGCCGCCGCAGCGCCAGCACCGGUAGCGGGGGCCCACUUGCGGCAGCCCCUGCCCAUCUGGAAGCAAUCUCUUGCCAACUUGGCGGGCAACCUCGAACGCUAUGCUGAGGCGGUUGCCGAUGCCCUGGUUGAUGUAUGGCAUGGCAAGGCUUCCGCAGAGCAGGCCUUGCAGAUGCUUGACAGUGAGGCCCUAUCCGAAGCCACCCCUGAAAGGUGCCAGGUGCAGUCGUUCACCAUCUAUGCGCGCACCUGUUUAAUGUUGUGGCCCACUCAGGUCAUAUGGCACGACGCGCUGCUGCCGGAUAAGGCCCUGGUGGGCCGAUAUCAACUACAGGAGCUGGUGGAUCUGUUCCGCGGGGCGAUGUCCGACCUGAGUCUGCAGCUGCAGCGGCCCCUGCACACGGGGGAACAGGGGCUGGUGCUGGGCUACUGGAAGGCUACUGGUACACACACGGGUGCCUUGGGACCCUCCCUGCCCCCGUCCGGAGCUACGGCUUCCUGGGAGGGAAGCCUCGUAAUCCGUACGGCACAGCCUGUACAGGGCUUGGCGUCAGCGGCACCAACUAACGAUGAGGUGGCCACGGCGACGGCGCCACCCAACGACGACGACGACGACGGCGGCGAGGCCGCCAGCACCGUCCCGGAGCUGCUGCGGGGGGUGGAGGUGUGGUGGUCCUGGGAUCCCAUCUUCUUGUACCGCCAGCUCGGCUGGCAGCAGCAGCAGGGACACCAAGAGGAGCCGCAGGGCCCCGAUGGCGGGGCUGCUGUGAAGGAGGCGCGAAGGCCUUCAGCGGCGGAGGGUGAUUUGGCGAUGCGUACGGCAGCGGUAGCUCGGAACGCCUUCGCCACAGAGGCGGAGGCGGCGGAAGCGGCUGCCGCUGCGGUCGCCGCCGCGGCGGAGGCGCAGGCGCAUUUUGCGGAGUCCCCGGAGGCCCUGGCGGCGGCCCAGGCUGCGAACCGCGCGGUGGUGGAGCUGUACUUCCACACAUACAAUACAGGCAAUUACAAGGUCCUGGAUCACAUCGUACACCCGGAUUAUCAGUACGACGGGCUGCUGGAUCUGGGCGACAGACGAGGUCGCGAGGCCAUGGAAGCCAUGAUGGGCGGCUGGCGGGACUGCCUCCCCGAUCUUGCCAUAGGGCACGAGCUGUUUGCGGCGCUGGGGUUCGACAAGGUCACCUUCCGCUGGGUCAUACGGGGCACACACACCGCUGCGGGCAGCAAGCUGCUGGGGGUGCCAGCCGCCGGGGCGCCGCUGCUGGUCCGCGGCGUCACCACUCUGACGCUGCGCGGCGGCCGCAUCGCACGGAAGGUCUCCCACGCCAACGCGGCUCACACUUUGCAGCAGCUGGGGGCGGCAGUGCAUCCCGCUAUCACUUUGCCGCUGCAGACGGCGGAACUGCAACCGAAGCAGGAAUAG